Messenger RNA from Protopolystoma xenopodis, 894 nucleotides. NCBI's taxonomy places the organism in Eukaryota, Metazoa, Platyhelminthes, Monogenea, Polystomatidea, Polystomatidae. The record is from the annotation of a GenBank genome assembly.
CCCAAUUCCUACUGCACGAACAACACCUUUCCCGAAUCCCUCUCUUCCACCAAGACGGCCGCCUCUCUUGUCGGCGUCAAUGCGCCCAGCGUCACCAAUCUCUCAUCUGCAUUGCCUCCGGCCGAAUCACAGGUCACAAUCGGUCUUCCGGGACUCGAGCCUGCGACCACCAGCACAGCCGCCACUGCAGCAGCUGCUGCCGCGGCAGCUGCUGCCGCCGCGGCUGCGGCUGCAAUGGCGGCUCACUACUUCUUUCUUCCUCCGCCUCCGGUAGCCCUCGGUCGCUCACGUCCACCAUCCACAAGCUGUCUCGACAAUGCCGGGCCCUACUCUAACCUAGAGUUGGCCCGGUCGGAACCCAGUUGCCCUGGAGACGACACUAGUCUUCGUUCUGCUUACGGACCUCCUCCGGCCAAUUACCUCGGCACCGCCAUGAGUGCUGCCAGCAACACGAUGACUUGUCCCGACUCGGUAGCUCCUGGGUCUGUUCCAGCUUCUUCCUCACUCUCGCCUACCUCGUUUGCCUCUUCCUCUUCCUCUUCGUCCUCGUCCUCCUCCUCGUCCUCCUGUUCUUCCUGUUCUUCCUCCUCCUCUUCCUCUUCCUCCUCCUCUUCUUCCUCCUCCUCCUCAUCUGCUUUCUCAUUUUCAUCUUGUUCCACUUCGUCUGCCUCCCUAUCGCCACUCUCCUGCCCCUCAAACUCGGCUACAAAGCCGGCCUCCAGCAUUCUAACGGAGCUGGUGUGCCUUCACGAGUCAGCUUCAGCCAAAGUGGCUACACAAUGUUUGACCGAACAAAAGUCCCUUGUUCGACUGUCAGAAUCACAUGUUCCGUCACAUCUGCCUGCUUCAGGAGUCGUGGAUACAACAUACGCCGAUGGUGUUCACCUCCGGUAA